AUGAAAAAGGUUUACUGUUUUUUAUAUUUUUGCAACGUGUUUUUUAGUGGUACAAAGUAUAAUAGAAAAACGAUUUUCAAUUUAAAUAUAAAAAAGAUUAAGAAUAUAGAAAACAAGUAUCCACAAAAUAAUAACAAUUUUAGUCAUAAACUUUAUAAUACAGAUGAUAAUAAUAAUAAUUAUAGUCAAUUUGACAUAAAUCGAGAUAAUGAAUAUAAUGAAAUAUUAAAUGAUAUAAUAUAUGAAUAUGAAAAAGAACAAAAGGAAAAAAAUAAAGGAGAUAAAAUAUCUCAAAUAAGUGAAAAAGAUGGAAAAGAAAAAAAUCAAAACACAGUCAACACCAAUAAUAAUAAUAAUAACACAUACAUACCAAAAAAUAAAGAGCACAGCACGUCAAAAGAUGAGCAUAAUACACCACUAUGGGAAAAGGAAAUUGAACGAAUAAAUAAGCUUAAAAAUAAUAAUUUACUAAAUUUAUGUGACUUAAAUUAUGAUUUUCAUAGACUGGUCAUUAAUACAUCGAAAGUGGACGAAAAUAACGAAGAGGAAAACUAUAAUAAAAUCAGUUUAUUUUUAGAAUCACAAGUUUUGAAUAAAAAUAAAGAAGAAUCAAACCUAUGUAUUGAGGACAGUAUAGGUCGUUACUUUUUAAAAAUAAACGAUGAGUUUAUUCAAACAAUUUCAGAAAAAGAAUUACAUAGUUUCAAAAAUGUAAUACAUAAAAAAAUUAUUUAUCUUAAAUACCAGUAUCUGAAAAAAUAUAAAAGUGCUAUUGAUCAAGCAAAAAAAGUUAGUAAAACAAAAACAGAAGAAAUAAACAAACAUGUAUCAUUAGUAUAUGAAGGGGACGAGAACAGUUCAAUGGAAAAUGAUGAUUCAAAUUUGUUAGGCAUGAAAGAAAAAAAUAGUAGUAAAAUGGGUAAUAAUAAUAAUGAUAAUAGUGAUAAUGUUAAUAAUAUUCAUAUAAAUAACUCUGAAGAAAAUGAAAUGAAAACAAACGCGCCAGAACUGUCUUUAGAAAAAAUAAACGAAAUGAUAGAUCUUAGCCAAAAGCUUUCUAAAUUGCAAAAAAAUUUUGACGACUUAAAAAAGUUUGAUAUAUUUAAAAUUUUAAAUGAAAAUCGAUUUUUAAAUAAUUUAAAAAUAAAAAACUUCCAAUUUUUUGAAUAUUCUUGUGCUUCUUUGAAAGAAGAUAUGGAUCAGUUCAUAAAAAAAAUCAGGAUGAAAAAAAAUGAAAACGAAAUUGAAGAAAGUGAUGUAAACAAAUUCUGUUAUUUAAGUGUACCUAAAAUCAAUGAUAUGCAUUUUUUAAAUACCGAAAAAAAAACAAUAAUAAUAAAAGUACCAAAUGAAGAAAAGAAAGAAAAAAAAAUAUUAAAACCUGUGAAAGAAUUGAAUAUUGAAACAGAUAAAGCAAUUCUAUUAUUAAGUCAAAAUGAUAAAAAAUUAAAUGUUAGUGUUCGAAGUAUUUGUGAUAAAAUUGGAUAUCUAACACAAGGGUUGUGUAUAUAUCCUCAAUUAGACAGUGAAAUAAAUAAUAAAGAAUUUGAUAAUAAAAAAAGUUAUUUGAAAAAUGAAAAAAUUAUUAAGAGGUUACUAAUAUUAUUAAUUUUUUAUUUUAAGAUAAAAAAUGUUUAUGUUAUAUGUAUGGAUGAUAUAAGUUCAAAACUUUUUUACAAUUUCAUUAAAACUAAUAAUAAUAUUUUUAAGGACUUUUACACAUAUGGUGUAGAAGAAGAAAAGGAUGAAGAAUCUACCCCAAACUCACAAAAAAGAAAAUAUGUAGAUCUUGAUAAAAUAACAUUUUCUCAUAUUUUCAACAAAAAUUUUGUACCUUUAUAUUCAAUAGAAUCAAUAAUAAAAAAUUAUGUUUUUAUAUUGGAUAAAGAUGAAAUAUUUUAUGAUAUUUCUUUUUUUAAAAGAUCUUGUUUAUUUAUGUUUUUAAAUAAAAAUUUAAACAAACAAAGUCAUGUUUUUUUUUCGAAAGUUCAACAUUUUGCUUAUUACAAAAAAUUUGAUUAUCCAUAUAUAUAUAAUAUUGAUACCAAAUAUUCACUAAGUACUUUAAAAGCUUUUAAUGAAAUUAUUUUAUAUUUAACAACAUGGAUUGAUAUAUUUAAUACUAGUGAAACAGAGGAUUUGAGUUCAAUCAAUUGGAUAAACGAAAAUGAACAGGAACAUAUAGAAUCAGAUAUAAAUAAUCCAAAAACAAAAAGUGAUAAAAAUUCAAACGAAAAUUAUGAUUCAGACCAAAAAUAUUAUGAUGAAUAUGACACAUCUAUGGAAAAUGAAUAUUCCGAAUUUGAUCAAUCAGACAAUACUGACGAAAAGGAAUGUAGUGGUGAAUAUGGCGAAAAUCCAUAA
Messenger RNA from Plasmodium berghei ANKA, 2364 nucleotides. Its product is annotated as conserved Plasmodium protein, unknown function. Lineage: Eukaryota; Apicomplexa; Aconoidasida; Haemosporida; Plasmodiidae. The coding region runs from base 1 to 2364 and encodes 787 amino acids. The transcript has a single exon. The record is from RefSeq and is a predicted model, not a curated record.